CACAUGUAGCAGCAGCAGAGGCUCUCCUCCAGAUUACAGAAGAAUAAAAUGUGCCUGUGUGCGCGCAGGCAGCGGAGGAAACCCCGCCGAGCUGAAGCUUCCAGGGAGUAGGAAUAUGGAGGAGGAGGAGGUCGCUGAGAGCUGGGAAGAGGCCGCGGACAGUGGGGAAAUGGAGAAAAGAUUAGAAGAGAAGCUACGGAUUAGCCAAAAAGAGAGACUUUCAAGUGGGAGUUCAGGUCGCUCUCCGAUAAGGACAGCCAUCAUGAUUCAAGAUGACUCCCUUCCAGCCGCACCGCCUCCACAGAUCCGCAUUCUGAAACGACCCACCAGCAACGGAUCCCUAGGGUCUUCUGCAACCCAGAACAGACCCUCACCACAAGUGAAGUCCUUAGCUCAGAGGGAGGCAGAGUACGCCGAAGCCAGGAAGAGAAUCCUUGGGAGUGCCGAUGACGCACCUCAAGAGAGACCUGUUUCGGACAGAUCACCGCGUGGAGGCAGCCAUACACCUUCAGAGGACGUGAGAUCCAACAACCAUGUGGUUCGACAGCCAGCAGGCCCAGAUGGUACACAAGGCUUUCGCCAGCACAGAUAGGAAUAAAGGUCUGGGAAGAGAGGAGAGCUGUUGAUCCAUCUCCCAGCAUAAAGUUAAGAUUCUUAUUUUUUAAAUCAAGAUUUAGGAUAUGUGAUGUUUAUGAAAUAAUUAUGAGAGAAGAAAACCCUCCCACCCAUCGUGGCUGCUGUGGCAGCUUGGAAUGUAAAAGGGGAGAAAAUAACACGGAAGAGCAAAUGGGGGGUAAAAAAAGAAAAAAAAAAAAUCUUACCUCCAUUUUACACUGUGAUGAGGACUAUUUCUUCUGGACAAUGCUCACUGUGAUCCUCUACCCCCAUCCCCCCUCAAGUCACCCAAACACCCACCCACCUGCAAAUUAGUUUCACCUCCCUGAUAAUGCCUAUUACUCAACUGUGACUGGUGACCUGCCUGCCAAUGGACAGCCUUUGGCUACUAAGCGACAUGGAGAUCAGCCAUGAAGCCUUCUUUGCAAAGACGGUUGAUGAACAAAGUGUGAUGAGACGAGAAAGAGAGAGAGUGGCACAGAAAGAAUGACGCAGGCCACCAGCUCUCAGCAAUAAUGUUAAGGAUAGUGUUGAUCAUUUUUCUUUCAAUCAUCCCUUUCCAUGUUGUUUAUCGCAAGCUUUUGUAUUAAGUCGUUUUUUUGGUUUGUUUUUAUUUUGGCUAUUUAUGGCCUAGUCUUUCAAUUGCCAUACACUUUUUAAUUGGGAAGGGAACAGUGAGGGUUCUGUGGAAACUCAGCAAGUCUCUUAAGUUUUGUUGUUUACGGUUAUUAAUAUUAUUUUUUAAUCUUGGGUCUUCUGCAGAGUGUCCUGAUUUCUACAUAAAAAAGAAAAGGAAAAAAAACUUUAAAGCAAAUAGUAGAGAAGAAAUUAUGUGACAUAUUUAAAGACUUUUCUGCCUUUUUUUAAUGAUUUCUGAAGAUAGUUUUGUUUAGCAACCUGCAUAUCACUUAGCAAAAUAACAAAUCAAAUGAAAACUUCUGUAUGUUUGUGGUGCUGGAAAGAACCAAAGGGAGACGUGCAAGGGGAUAUGAAUUUGGCCGGCUCCUCUUGCUUCCCUGUCUUUUUGUAUUUGCUGUCAGUUAUUUUUGUUUUUCCAUUUUCUUUAUUGAAGUAGAAACUCAGGUUGUUGAGGAAACUGCAAGAGGCUGAAGAAAAUAUCAGUUUAUUAGGUUUUUAAUCUAGUGGUGGUGCAAUAGAGAGCUUUUGUUUCUUGUAGAUUAAGACCGUCUGCAAGGAGGCGCCUCUAAAACUGGAGUACUGCAUAUCCUAUAAGAGAUUAAACUGUUUUUAAAAACCGAAGAUAUUGUACAGCAUCAGUGGUUCAUCACUUAAACUUCAGCUGAAGAUUUAACUCAGUCUCUGGCUCUUGCAAUACAGUUCCACAGAGAGCCAAAUUACCAUAUAUUUCCCUGCCUUUUCAUUUAAUGAAUCUUAUUCAUGUACCUAAUGCCUCCUGGCAGGGUGGACCUUGAAUGAUGUCUGAAAAUUCCCUGCGUUUUUAGGGAAUACACCCUUUAAUCUUGGCAAAUGUCCACCUGUCAUACUGUGUAAGAUCUACCAGAAAGAUUUUUGUUGUGACUGACGUGCAAACAUGGAAAUCUGCCUGUAAAUACUUUUCAAAAUGCCCAAUUUAAUAAAGACUUUUUAAAGUAA
Astyanax mexicanus (Mexican tetra) is the source of this 2229-nucleotide messenger RNA. It is a transcript of the gene szrd1, whose product is annotated as SUZ RNA binding domain containing 1. The transcript has 4 exons. The coding region runs from base 116 to 592 and encodes 158 amino acids. The record is from RefSeq and is a predicted model, not a curated record. Lineage: Eukaryota; Metazoa; Chordata; Actinopteri; Characiformes; Acestrorhamphidae.